This is a messenger RNA of Astrephomene gubernaculifera, 3895 nucleotides long. The record is from the annotation of a GenBank genome assembly. Lineage: Eukaryota; Viridiplantae; Chlorophyta; Chlorophyceae; Chlamydomonadales; Astrephomenaceae.
CCGGGAGGCGGUGGGAUGACCCGUGGGUCGUCAUCGCAUGCGGCGGCGAUGCUGGCGGCGCAGCAGGGGCCGCAGGGCAAGCGCCGAAGGAUGGAAAACGUGCCUGGGUUUCGGUGAAGGGUCGGAGCGGAGGUGUAAAGUGGGAUAGGAUGGAUGAGGUUUGGGAGCGGGUUUGUUGCAAGGGUAUUCCGAGAUGUCCGGUACGCCGGGACCUGGGGUUGAGCUGGGUAAGCUGUCCGCGGCUUGUCAUGUCGGGGUGAAGUGCCGGGGGCCUUGUUGCCGUGUGAGCACUUACAUGUACGGUAAGCGUGGCGCAGCAGCCGGAAUGCUCUUUGAAGCUCAGCAACUCGAAAAUCAAAUGUGCUGGCUGAGUUUGGGCGCGGGAGCAGCAUAGGGUGGCUGUUGACGUAGGGGGAAACGCGCGCGGGCGGGAUGUCUACUGGUUAUGCCAAAUGCGCGAGGUUAGGGUUUCGACGGUUACAUGCGCCGUUGGCUUUUACCUCUUCCUGUCUAUAAUACCGGGGAAAACGUGGAUGCCACUAUUACAAGCGUGCAGUUGUCGCCUUCAAUGGGCUGAAACGCUGAAUGGCUGUACACCAGCGUUUCUAGUUCAAUACAAAUCAAACUCCACUUACUAAACAGUGUAUAAACUAACACGUUGGCCCAUUCACAUAAGCUUUCUGUUAUACUGUAUCAUAAGAGAAAUGGGAGACGCAGAUUGGGAGUACUUGGAACGCCAGCUGGAAGGCCCAGCUGCUGACGCAAGCCCAGCUGCAAAGGAAUCAAAUGGUGUAGAGGAACGUCCUAAAGAAAGGCGUGACAGCCGUGACCGGGGCGGCAAAGACCGUGAUAGGGAUCGCGAGAAAGAUAAGGAGAGGCGGCGCAGCAGGAGCCGCAGCCGUGACCGCGACCGGCGACGCGAUAAGGAUGACCGGGAUCGAAGAGAUGACCGGGACCGCAGGGAUCGUGGCCGCAGUCGCGACAGGGACCGUCGGGACCGUCGAGAUUACGACCGGGAGCCACGGCGAGAGCAUGAAUCCCGUGGCAGGCGUAGCGAUCCAGCAUAUGAUCGGCGGCGGGAGCGUGAGCGGACACCCCCGGAGGUGCGGGCUGCGCGGGAGGCUGAGAAGGAGCUUCGUGAGAUGGAGCGGUCAACGCGCACUGCUUUUGCAUACAACCUGAACCUCCGGGCGGAUGAGCGUGACAUUUACCAGCUGUUUUCCAAGGUGGGCAAGGUUGUGGACAUCAAGCUCAUCACGGAUAAAACGACGAAGCGCAGCAAGGGCUUCGCCUACAUUGAGUUCAGCAAGGUGGAGGAGGUUAUCGCCGCUGUGGCACUCACCGGCACCGUCUUCAUGGGUCAGGCCAUCAUGGUCAAGAGCUCAGAGCACGAGAAGAACCUGGCGUGGGAAGCCCAGCAGCAGGCCAAGCAGAACCAGCUCAAGGCCGCCUCUCUGCUGGCGGGCGCCGGCGUGACGGGCGCCAACGAUGCGCUGCCCGUGGGCCCCUGCAAGCUGUACGUGGCCAACCUCAACGCAGCCAUUGCGGAGGCGGACGUGCAGCAGCUGUUCGCGCCGUUUGGGCAGAUUGACAGCGUGCAGCUGGUGCGGGACACCACGGGGAAGUCGCAGGGCUACGGCUAUGUCACCUACUCCAACGUGCUCGACGCCACCAAGGCCCUGGAGCACUGGAACGGCCGCAUGGUGGCGGGGUCCGCACUCAAGGUGUCCGUCUCCUCCGUGGCAGCCACCGCUGCCGCGCCGGGGGCAGCAGCCGCGCUGGCGCUGCCAGGAGCGGCAGGGCUGCCGGGGGCCGCCGGACUGGCGUUGCCUGGGGCUCCGGGCGCAGCGGGGUUGGCUGGGCUGACGUUGACGCCGCAGGUGGCGAGUCGCUUUGGACUGGCGGUGCCGGGAGUGGCGGCGGUGCCGGGGGCGCCUGCGGCUGCGGCGCCCGCAGUUGAUAACUCUGGCAUCGGUGAGCUUGACGAGGAGGAGUCACGCGGCGGCCUGAAGCUCACCUCGGACCGGCGGCAGGCCCUCAUGGCCCGACUAGCCUCCUCCGCCGGGCUGCAACCACCCAUGGCCCCGACGCUGUCCGUACCAGGCAUGCCAGGCGCGGCACCGGUGGCAGCAGCGCCUGCGGGACCCAAGCUGGACCCCAGCCUAGGGCUGAUUCAGAGCGUGCUGGGCCCUGCGUCGCCCAUCCCCACGCCCUGCCUGCUAAUUAAGAACAUGUUUGACCCGGCGGAUGCUGAGGCGGAGAUGGGGCCCGAGUGGGCGGAGGAGAUUACGCAGGAUGUACGGGACGAGUGCUCCAAGUACGGACCUGUGGUACACGUGCACGUGGACACGGCCAGCAAGUGCCGUUGCCGCUGUGCCGGGAUGCUGCCUGCUGCCGCCGUACAUCGAACGUCGGCAGCCUCGCCGUGCCCGUGUGGUGGGUUAAGGGUCAGGUAUGCCGCCCAUCCGCCCACGGCUUUCAUGCAAAGUGGCGGGUGGGUGGGUCAGGUAAGUAGCAGGGCCCGCCGCGCUUCGAAGAUUACGAUUUCUCAUGGCAGCUUGCGGAGCAAGAACUUCUUACCGUUUUAUGACUACCGCUUUUGCACUGGCCAUGGCAACCUGAUCUAGGACAACAUAGGCUUGUGGCUAGCUAACUUUCGACCAGUCCUAUAAGGCCUGAUGCAUGCUAAAGGCCCCCGCUGGUCGGGCGCUUGUUCGCAGGUGCUCCUCCCUGCUGCACUCAGGGGCAACCAGAGCAGGGGUGCAGCAGGGCGCGUGUCGUUUGUGCGUGCGCGUGUUGAGGUCUUUCUUCUCGCAGGUCAUGUCCCAUGCAUGCAAAGAAGGCGACCGCGUUUCGUUCAGGAAACCUCGUUAUGUGCAGGUCUUCUGGUGCAAUUCAGCAAGCGCUCUGCAUUCUGGGAGGAACGUUUUGUUUUUAUCGCGCAGGUUUUAGACUCCCAAUCGACCCCUCGAGUCCAUAUGCAUCAGGAGCAUCCGUAGCAAGCAAUCUGGUUGUAGGCAAGGACGCGUCACUGCCCGCGUUUUACCUAGAGAAGCCUCUUGCUCUGUUACCGCACCCAAACAUUUACGCUGGUUUUGCUUUUGGCCGAUCUCCCUUGCCCUAGCCUUACCUGUCCAUCCCAAAUCUCGGAUUUUCAGGUUAUCACCACUUCCGCUUUGCACUGACCUUGCGUUCCCCGGGCGUGUGGCUUCCCAUGCGGCUUGCCGCUGGAUGUUGUCGCUGCCCUGCCCCUUUUCGCAUCCUCCCUUCCCCUCUCUCGCAGGGCUGCGUGUACCUCAAGUGCGGCAGUGUGGAGGCGGCGACGGCGGCGCAGCACGCAAUGAAUGGGCGCUGGUUUGCGGGGCGGCAACUAGCGGUGGAGUUUCAGUUCCUACAACCCUACAACUCGCAUUUUAAGUGCUAAGCCGAUAGCUGAUCGGCGCGGUCGAUGAACGUCUCCCGGACCCGCAGGUGACCCGGAGCCCUCGGCAUGGGCUGUGGCGGCGGCAUUGGUGCGACAAGGGUGUGGAACGUGGUGGCGUUUAAUUGCGGUUGCUGUGCACUGUUCCGUUGUCAGCUUUCGACUUGGUUGGAAGGGGAAGGAUUGAGCGCUGCAUGAGUGCAGUUUGGGAAGUGGCACGACUAAAGGCGGUCGCUGCUGUAGCGUAUGGGUUUGUCGUCAUCUUGCAGCUCAGUCUCUGCAUGCAUUCAGAGUAUAAACUACUACCAUGCUGUUAGCCCCAUACCUGCUUGAGCAUUGCAAGCCCUAGCGGUUGCAGAUGGAAUGUGGACCUGUCCCAGAUGGCUAGAAGGAAGCGCGGCGUGUGGACGGGAUCCACAUGUAAAUGAUGAUCAAAGGGAUCUUCCUUACAGCUGUCAUCCCACACGUUACGAC